CGACUUGUGAUCUCGUUUCUCUUUUUCACGGUGUUGUUUUCAAAUCGCCCAUGUGAAUUUUUCAAAAUAAAUAAUAAAUAAAAAAUGACUAUCGUAAAGAAGAAAAAGCGUGUGUCUAAAAGGACAAAAACUGCGUGGCGUAAACACUGUGAUAUUACUGAUGUUGAAGCGUAUUUAGAAGACCAGCGGUUGGAAGAAAGGCUUGGUAAAUUUGACACAAAACCAGAUGAGGAGUUGUUUGUGCUUGACACUAAAGGGGAAGAUGUCAAAGAUGUCAAACCUGAUGUCAAGCCUCUGUCGGCUAAGCAGCAGAGGAGGGCCAAGUUAGCUGAAACACCCAAGUGCUUUGAGAUCCUGCUACCUAGUUCUAAGGUCCCAGACCCCAAUGCAAAACGCAACACUGUCAAAAAAGUAGGAACAAAACCUACAGAUUUAUCCAAAUUGUCUGUCAAACGCCAACUGGCCAAGGGCACUUUGCAAAAGAAGCUAGAACUAGUAAAGAAAGAUAAAAGAUUAGCCAAGCAAAAGAGGAAAAAGGCCCAAACUGUUAGGCAGACUUAUGACAAGAAUAUUUGGGGGGAAAAUGAUCUAGAAGCAAAGGGCAUACCAGAGACACUAAUAGAUGACUUCAUAUCAACGGAAGCACAACUACACAACGUGCCUGUACUUCAGAGGCUCCGACCAAAGCCUCCUCCGCCCAAAACCGUCGUCACCAGAGCAGCUGUCGAAGUUCCGCACCCUGGAGUCAGCUAUAACCCUUCUUUCAAGGAGCACCAGGAGUUACUGCAAGAGGUGGUGCAGCACGAGCAGAAGAUGAUGAAGAGGGAAGCGCAUCUAUACAGAGUGACCACGGGACUCUUCAGCAAGGUCACUCCGCAAGAGAAAGAGAACCAAUGGCGUGAAGAGAUGAGCGCAGGGUUGCCCCAACCCCACAACCCCGCGGCGGACCCCCAACCCGACGAAGAGCCGUCAGACAACGAGUACAAGGCCGUCAACCCGCCCGUGCGAAACAAGAAGAAGGAUCACAAGACCAGAAGGAAGCAGAAGGAACGCCUUGUUGAGCUGGAGAAGCUGAAGCGAAAGAAGAUUGACAAGCAGAAGAUUACUGAUAUCUACAAAUUACGUAAAAUUCAAGCCUCCGUUUCCAAGAAAGAAGAGAAAAAUGCAGAAUUGCGCACCAAACGCACCUCCAAGCGCUUGCAGCAAGCGGCCACAGCGCUGCCAGCGCUCAAUGCGCACAAAGCGCCCAUCAAGGAGCCAGAGUUUGUGGACCCCAAGCUACUCACUGGCGACUUGAGGAAGAUAACUGGCUCAGCAAAUCUCCUCCGCGAUCGCUUCCAAUCGCUUCAACGUCGCGGCGCGCUCGCAGCAUCCAAGAUCAUGAUGACCAAGAGGAAGAAGCUCAAGAAAUACUUCAAGCCCGGCCACAAGGUCACUGAUCAGGAUGUGGACAAGUUCCUCAAGAGAUCCACUGUCAAGCCACUGUGAACUCUAUCUUAAGAGAAAUAAAGUUGAUUUUAUUA
Maniola jurtina (meadow brown) is the source of this 1523-nucleotide messenger RNA. Its product is annotated as ribosome biogenesis protein NOP53. Gene Ontology annotation, molecular function: 5S rRNA binding. Gene Ontology annotation, biological process: ribosomal large subunit assembly; rRNA processing. The transcript is spliced from 8 exons. The record is from RefSeq and is a predicted model, not a curated record. The coding region runs from base 85 to 1488 and encodes 467 amino acids. Gene Ontology annotation, cellular component: nucleolus. Lineage: Eukaryota; Metazoa; Arthropoda; Insecta; Lepidoptera; Nymphalidae.